AUGAAUAAUUCAGUCUAAAAUAUUCGAAGACCUGUAACAUCCUAAAAUUAUAGAUCAAUAGAUAAGUUAGGAAAUAAUAGCUAACAAAAAUUACCUAAUUUAAGUGAUGUGAUGAAUCUUAAACUAAAAUAAUAAAGUGAAAAAGAGUUGCAGGAAUUGAUUUAAAAAUUAGUGAAAUAAGUUUAAUAACUUAAUUCAGCAGUCAUCUAAAAAGAUAAAUAAAUUUAACAAUAUGAAUUCAUGAUUAAAUCUCUUUAAAUUGCAAUAGAAAAAAGAGAUUGUAUUAUUAGUGCAUUAAGAGUUGAAAAAUAAUAAAUAGUUGAGGUUGUGAAUCCAUUAAAACUUAUGGUAAAGACUGAUGAUUCAUCAAGAACUCCUAGUUUAGGUCCUAAGAAAUCAUUGAGGACAAGAACAAAAGACACUAAUUUUGAUGAGAAUCUCUCUGUUAUUCUUGAUUCUGACUAUGGUAUAUAUAUAUAAAUUAAUUUGAGCCUUGUUAAGUUAAUAUGUAAAAUGUUAUGAAGAAUUAAAUCAUUUAACAUAAAUUAAGAAUUUAGUUUCUAAUGAAGAUUAAUUUUUUGCUAACAUAUAGAAAAUGGAAUUGAGUAAUAUAGUUCACAUUUUUGAUGCAAUUUAAUUAGUAUUAUAAGAACAUAAACUAUUGUUUAAAAAUGUAAUUAAGUAAAAUAAACUAUUUGAUGCUUGUUUAUAGAUAUAUGAAGUAUUUGUUUAAAUUUAAUUAGUAAAUUCCAUUAAAUGAUUAAUUAGAAAGUUUGUAAGCAUUAUUAAGAGAUUCAUUAAAUUGUGAUAAGGUUCAAAUAUAUGUAUUAGACAGUGAACAUUAAGAAUUAUGGACUAAAACUAAAGAUAGAGUAUUGAGAAUUUAAGCAAAUGAAGACAUAAUUGGAGCAUGUUUUUAAGAAAGAGGAUUAAUUAAUAUACAUAAUGCAUAUAAUGAUCCUAGAUUUAAAAAAGAAAAUGAUAAAGGAUAUAAAACUAAUACUAUAUUAUUAUGUCCAAUUUUAGAUAAAUAAUAAAAUUCUAUUGGAGUUAUUAUGGGAGUUAAUAAAUUAAUUGGACAUUUUAAUAAUGAUGAUCAAUUAUUUAUUUCCAAGACAUCAGAAAUGAUAUCAAUAUUAUUAAGAAAUCAUCAAUAAUCUAGUGAAUCUAUUAGUAUUUAAAAUGCAUUAAGAAAUAUAAUACAUGUAAUAAAUUUAUUAUUAUUCAUAUUAGGCUUAAUUAUAAUUAGUAUAUAUGAAUGAUGCAGAAUAAAUAUUAUUUGAAGCUGAAAACUUAUUAAAGAAUUUAUUUCAUACAUAAAAAGGUUUAGUUUAUGUUGUUAAUAAUAAUCGAUUAUUAAGAGUUAAUGAAAAGAAAUUACUAGAAGUAUCAUAAUUAGGAAUUGGAAUUGUAGGUGAAGCACAUAAAGUCAAAGAGUUUUUAUGGGUUUAAAAUGCUUAUAAUCAUUAAUCAUUUAAUAAUUUAGGUUUUUUACUUAUUAUAUUAUAUUUAAGUUGAUAUUCAAACUACUAUGCCAAUCUACUGUUUUGAAAUUGAAGGAAAAAAUUAAUCAGUGAUUUUAUAAGUUAUAAAUAAUAAAGGAAUUAGAUCAUAGAAGGUUAGUUCAUUUGAUUAGGAAUUAUUAGAAAUGUUCGGAAAAAUUAUAUUGAGUAAAAUUGAUUUUUUAUAAUUAUGA
Paramecium pentaurelia is the source of this 1696-nucleotide messenger RNA. NCBI's taxonomy places the organism in Eukaryota, Ciliophora, Oligohymenophorea, Peniculida, Parameciidae. The record is from the annotation of a GenBank genome assembly.